Molecule: messenger RNA, 408 nt
Organism: Prorocentrum cordatum
Lineage: Eukaryota; Dinophyceae; Prorocentrales; Prorocentraceae
Source: the annotation of a GenBank genome assembly
AUGGCGGAGUUCUGCGAGCUCUCGUCGCCAGCCGCCCUCUACCCCAUCCAGUUCUGUGGGAGGAGCGGGGCAGCAAGGGAGGGGCGCGGGCGCCGGAGUGUGCAGUGCGCGGAGCUGCCCCGCAUCCGCACGGCCGUGGGGUCUCAGGCCGGCACCUUCUUCGCAAUGGUGGCCGACGCCGUGGGGAGGGACGCCGAGGUCGACAUCGACGCCAUGGUGUCGUGCUGCUUGUGCAUCAAAGGCUACGCCACCAGCAUCGAUCUCAACACGCUGCGCUUCGAGAUGAAGGUCGCCGCGUCGGAGAACCGGCGCUGUCUGGAGGAGAUCCGCGCCAUCGCGGCCGCCGUCGCCGCGGCGCCCGCGGCGAGGCGUCCGAGGCGGCCGCCGCGGCAGGACAGCCCCGCGUGA